GGUACAGAUAUGUGUAAUACAUUUUCGUACGUAAUAUAAAGGUUAAAGCACAUUGCUUGACUAUCUGUCAAAUACAAAUUAAAUCGAAUAUGUUGAUGGUUUUAAGUGAAUGUAUGGGGAAUUUUUCAAUGUUUACUUAGUUUAACAUUUUAAAUUAAAUGUACAUAUGUAAAUUGUUUAUUUUUAAAGGACAUUUUCCACAAUGAAUUGUUUACUUCCUAAGAAAUUCCAUAAUAUUUCAAAUUUAUUGUCACGAUUUCAACCUGUGGUUCUUAUACAAAAUUGCGGAUAUGUUAAUGAUAUUAUCCAAAUGAAUCAUGGACCAGCUGCUAUUCUAACUAAUAAAAUAGCAAGAGGAGAAUUAAUGAAAGAUGAACAUCAAAUGGAAGUUGCUAAAACAUUGGAAAAUAUUUAUAAUGAAAUAAAUGGGUAUAAGCCAGAAGAAUUUAGUCUGUUGGACAAAUGGCUUGGAAGAAAAAGAAAACAGCCACCAAAAGGAUUGUAUCUUUAUGGAGCAGUAGGUGGAGGUAAAACAAUGUUGAUGGAUCUUUUUUAUGAGUGUUGUCAGAUUGAGAAGAAGAGGAGAGUUCAUUUUUAUUCUUUCAUGGCUGAUGUACAUAGUAAAGUACAUGAAGUAAAAAAAACUAUUGUAAGAGAUACUGUCAGUACAAAACUCCAACCAUUUGACCCAAUACCACCAGUUGCCAAAACUAUUACUGAUGAAGCUUGGUUACUUUGUUUUGAUGAAUUUCAGGUAACUGAUAUUGCAGAUGCAAUGAUAUUAAAACGAUUAUUUACUGAACUCUUUGAUCGUGGUGUAAUAGUAUUUGCAACUAGUAAUAGAGCACCUGAUGAUUUAUAUAAGAAUGGAUUACAGAGAGGAAAUUUUGUUCCAUUUAUACAAGUAUUAAAAAAUUAUUGUAUAAUACAUUCUUUGGAUUCGGGUAUAGACUACAGGUUGAAAAACGGACUUAGUGAUGAAAAGAUCUACUUCAUAAAAGGGGAAGAUGCAGUAAGUGAUGUAGAUAAAGUAUUUAAAUACUUAUGCUCAAUGGAAAAUGAUAUUGUGAGACCGCGUAUUCUUUCUAUAAGAGGUCGUAACGUUAGUUUUGAAAGAACCUGUGGACAGGUAUUGGAUUCAACCUUUGAAGAGUUAUGUGAUAGACCCCUUGGAGCCAGUGAUUAUUUAAAGUUAAGUCAAAUAUUCCAUACGAUUAUCAUAAGAGAUGUACCACAAUUAGAUUUUCGAUUAAAAUCUCAAACUAGAAGAUUUAUUACCUUAAUUGAUUCAUUGUAUGACAACAAGGUGAGAGUUGUUAUAUCUGCAGCUGUACCACAUACGAAACUUUUUGUACCAGAAGGCGAUAGUGAAUAUACAGAUGAAAAACGAAUGUUAAUGGAUGAUUUAAAGAUAUCACGUGGUUCAGAUGAUUAUAAAUCGAAUCUUUUUACUGGAGAAGAAGAACUUUUUGCUUUCGAUCGAACUGUGUCACGACUUUCUGAAAUGCAAACUGCACAAUACUGGGAACAGUGGCAACAUUAUAGAUAAUAUUAAUUGAAAUUAACAAAGAAAUUUUACUAGUUCAUAUUGGUAACUUAUUCAUAUAAUUA
Molecule: messenger RNA, 1611 nt
Organism: Osmia lignaria (orchard mason bee)
Lineage: Eukaryota; Metazoa; Arthropoda; Insecta; Hymenoptera; Megachilidae
Product: putative ATPase N2B
Cellular component (GO): mitochondrion; cytoplasm
Molecular function (GO): ATP hydrolysis activity; ATP binding
Source: RefSeq, a predicted model, not a curated record